Messenger RNA from Fundulus heteroclitus (mummichog), 1399 nucleotides. RefSeq lists its product as uncharacterized. The transcript has 10 exons. Bases 163 to 1275 code for a protein of 370 amino acids. NCBI's taxonomy places the organism in Eukaryota, Metazoa, Chordata, Actinopteri, Cyprinodontiformes, Fundulidae. The record is from RefSeq and is a predicted model, not a curated record. Gene Ontology annotation, molecular function: D-serine ammonia-lyase activity. Gene Ontology annotation, biological process: D-serine catabolic process.
CUUGGCCCCUAAAGGAUGCCGUAGUUGAAUGACCAAACACACAGUAGGUUCAGUCAGUGACAAAAAGGGGUCUCUGCUUCUGAAAGGCAUCUCUUCAUGAUCAACUGAACCACCCAUGCAUAAUAAUUAAAUUGCAUUUACAAAGUCUCCAGUGCUUGCAGUAUGGAGGGGGAGCCCCUGUCCGCCCUGUGCACGCCUGCUUUGGUGGUGGAUGUGGACAAAGUGAAGAGAAACGCGCAGAGGAUGAGGGAGCAAUGCCACAAACUGGGAGUCCAGCUCAGACCGCACAUGAAGACCCACAAAACCCUUGAGUGUGCCGACAUCAUGACAGGUGGAUCUCGAAGGUGCAUAGUGGUUUCCACCCUGGCAGAGGCCACGUUCUAUGCUGAGCAUGGCUUUGAUGACAUCCUCUAUGCAUACUCUCUUCCCUUUGACAAGGUGGAGCGCUGCGCAGCCCUGUCAGAGAGACUGGAGCUUUUCCAAGUUCUGCUUGAUCAUCCCGAUGCUCUGGAGCAGCUCAGGAAGAGGCCCCUGAAAGGUGGCCGGCAGUGGCACGUGUGGCUGAAGCUCGACUGCGGCAAUGGGAGAGCUGGCGUCCUGCACUCGGAGCCCGAGGCGCUCAAACUGGCCCAAGCCGUCGCCGAGGCAGAUGGCGUGGAGCUAACAGGAGUGUACGCCCACUGUGGGAACAGCUACAACUGCAGAGGAGUGGAGCAGAUACAGGCGGUCGCCCAAGAAACCACCAACUUUACUCUGCAGUUCAUGGAAAAAUUGAAGGCUGCCGGCAUCAGCUGCAAGUCCAGCAUUGGCUCCACUCCUUCCUGUAGCCAUCCUGUACAGGACAUGGGAAAGCUGAGCGAGGUGCAUCCUGGAAACUACGUCUUCUACGAUGUCCAGCAGUCUCUGAUUGGCUCGUGCAGUCUCGACGACGUGGCUGUGAGAGUUUUGACGAGAGUCAUAGGACACUGUCCACACAGGAACCAGCUCCUGGUCGACUGCGGAUGGGCUGGAAUCAGUUUGGAUGGAGCUGGAAAACUUCCCACUGGAUACGCGGUGAUUGAAGGGCAUCCCAACCUCAAGUUGCUGUCUAUGACUCAGGAGCAUGGGAGGGUGGAGCCCAUCUCAGGUCUGCUGGACUACAGCAAAUACCCCAUUGGCUCUCUGCUCACACUGAUCCCCUACCAUUCGUGUGCAACAGCCAUGAUGCACCCUGUGUACCAUGUGCACUCUGAAGGUCGCCUGCUGGGAAAGUGGACCCCCACCAGGGGGUGGUGAACAUCUGUCCAGUUGCGCAUUUAAAGCAGCUCGAAUGGAUUUGAUAACUAGAAAACUGUGGUUAGAGUAGAGAGAAUAACGCAUCAUGCCUUAUUAUAGAGACAAAUUCUAAAAAAAAAAAAAA